GUUGUAUUAACUACAGCUGCAUUAUGGCACUAGCACAUGUUUGUUUAACGUGAGUUUAAGAGUUGUUAAAUCAUUACCACUCCAAAGAUUUUUGUGAAUAAACAUGAUGCUCAGAUUAACACAAAGGCACAACGACUUCCUGUAAUGCAGGUCCUGUGUCUCCAUUCAUCAUAUAUGUCAGCUAAAGUGAAAAACAGAAACUGCUGAAUGUCCUUUAGUCUAUUCCUUUGGUCAGACAUAAACUGAUGUUUGGGUAUAUCUCACAGAGCUUGCAUCUGUCUUGGAACUUUUCAGCCUUAUCUUGUACUUUUCACAAUUUAAGUUACUUAACAAAGUGAUCAUACGUCUACUUUAAAUUAGUAGUGGUUUUUAUGCUGAUUAUAAUGUCUUGUUUCUUUUACUUUCCUAUUAGAGCUGAGUGAAAAGCCCACACUGGAGAUUCCUGAAAUAACAGAGGGAGAGCAGACUACACUGACCUGCAGCGCUCCUGGUCUCUGCUCUGGAUCCACUCCUAAUAUCACCUGGAUAUGGAGUGGAUCAGGACAAAACCUCUAUGAAAUCAAAGAAAACAACACUGAAUUCCAGUCUGAGGAUAUGCCUGUCUUCAAUUCAACUCUGACCUUUAACGCUUCAACAAAACACAACGGUGGUCAGGUCACCUGUAAGGUCACCUGUAACGUGACCUGUAAGGUCACCUUCAAAAAUGUCAAAACAAAUGAGACCAAAACUCUUAAUGUCAAGUAUGCAGCAAGAAUCUUGAAUAACUCUUGUGUCGCUCAGUCAAAGGUUUUGACCUGUGUGUGUAUCAGUGAGGGGUUUCCUUCACCCACCAUCAAAUGGCCACACUUGGAGAGCCACACUGAGUACUCUGUAACAACCAAUGUGUCAAACACCAGAGUCACCAGCACCAUCACUGUGUCCCAAGAUCACUAUCACAACUCCACUAUUGAAUGUGUCAGCAGUAAUAGUAUUGGAAAUACCUCAUCAAGUGUCAGCCUUAUACUAAAAGAGUUCAAUGCUAAUUCAUCAUCAUCAUCAAACAAUACAGGAAAUAACUAUACAUUCACAGAGUUUUUAACGAUUAUUCUAGAGAAGAAAGUCUACAUUGCAGUGUUGACCGGGUUUGUGAUUGGGAUAAUCCUUUCAACAGCCAUUUCUUGUUUGGUAACAAAAUGUCGCAGAAAAAAGUGGAAGAGGUCAGAAAAUCUGUCUGAAAACCUGGAGAUGGCGACUACUGAAGCUGGUCUAAUGAUGGAUGCUGAUCAAGCAGCAACAUAUGAUGGGAUCCGUGAGCCAGAGGACGCUGAAGGAGAAGCUGAGUCUGUUGCACAAUUACCAUCCAAUGGAAACUGCACAAAAGAGGUGGAGUACUCCGACAUUAACUUCUCUGCACUAAGACCCAAGAACCCUGAAGAGGCAGCAAACACACAGGAUGCCAGAGACACAGAGUAUGCUGAAAUUAAAAGAGAAGAAGUGAGACAAGAAGAUGCCCAAGGGGAGAGUGAAAUGUUGGAGGGCAAUGAAGAGAAUGAGUUCAUGAGUAAAAAGGACAAUGAGGAAGGUGAGGAUGUGGGGCUGUAUUCCAGUGUGGAGGAAUUAAUGGGUUAAUUAUGAGAGCUGUGAGAUCUAUCACAUUUGGAGAAAUUAACAUUACAAACAGAAGAUACAUGCAUGCUGCAAUCAACGUAUGCGUUGAGAAUUGUGUGUGCGUUGUUAGCUGAGAUGGAAUUUCUGGGAUUUUUCAAUUACGAAAAAUAUAAGCAUGUAUGUAAUAUAAAAGGAUAAACACGUUUCCACAGGACUUACAAAAAUGGUAAAAAUAUCAGGCUGUGGUGUUUAAUGUGGUCUAAACAGAAAAAUAGUGGGUCGACUAAUCAGAUCCAGGUGCUGACAAAAAGGUUUUCAUGAAAUAUCCUCUCAUGUUAUAACUUCUUUCUUUGGUAUGUAAGUGGCAGUCGUUAGUGGAGACUCCACUUAUUUAAUACAAGGAAAUAUUCAGGUGUCAGCCAUACUAUGUAAAUAUUGUAAUAAAUCUUCUUAUUUACUUCACCUUCAAAAGGUUGUUCCACAAGAACAUAAGGUGAAACUGUUUAAAUUAGGGGUGUCAAACUCCAGUUCUCAAGGGCCGGUGUCCUGAAACGUUUCCAUGUGUCCCUGCUGCAACACACCUAGAUAACUUUAGUAUGUCAUUUGCAAAAUUCUGUAGAGUUUGACUGUCUGCUGAGAUGGCAACCCCUAACCCAAGUCAAGUAAAUUUAAAUAAAUGAAGUGGAAAAUGUACGGGUAAAAGUACUUUUAUUGCACUGUGUUCAUUCACGUAUGAGCUGCUGUGAAUCAAAUGGCUGAAUUCCCCAUCUCAGCAUGCUAAUGACCUACUAAUGUUAUUCAGGUGUGUAGCAGCAGGGACACAUUGAAAAGUUUCAGAACGCUGACCCUCGAGGACUGGAGUUUGACACCUGUGGUUUAAAACAUGAAUAUAAAUGUUAAAUCUUUGAGAAAAAGUUUUUGUAUGCAAACAAUAUUCUUUACAUUUUGCAUAUCUCUGUAUGAUACAUCAGGUAGAAUUAGCAGCUUUAUGUAACAGUCAAACAUUUCAUCAUGUUAAUAAAAUUCAGUCAUAAAUAAGGUGAAUGCAACUGAAAUCAAAUUCAAGCUCAGAGUGAGAAUUUAUUCAGUUACAUUAUUGAGUUUAUGCAGGAGGGGAGAGAACACCUUUGCUUUGUUUUAAACCAUAAAAAGCUAAAGGAAAGCACACCCUGGUAAAGCUUUUGUACAAAUUCAGACCACGCAUGGCAUUUUCUAGUUUGACGCCUCUCAGACGAGGGUUGUCUGUGUUCUGCUGAACUGCUGUAAAUAGUGCAACUGCAAAAGUCCAGCUCCACCUUUCAGGCUACUUCCCAGCUCCACAAACACUGGACUAAGGGGGUCAUAAUAUUUAGAUUUCAGGUUUCUUUUACAGCUUAAAAUUGACCGUUAUAGUAUCUUACUGUGUCAAAAUGUGAGAACAGGAAGAUUAGAUCCACCGAUAAUAGAGUGAUGCCUAAUAAGGAAGUAUAUAUAUAUAUAUAUAUUCGUCUGUGACUCUUGUGAGAACAAUAACUAGUUCAUGAAUACUGUGCAUGUGUACAGAUGACAGUUGUAAGUAGAUGAAUGCUCAAUCUUUGUGUUUGAAUCUGCGGGUAUCUAAAGCAUCUUUUAAGUAAUAUUGUUUUAAUCAUAUAUUUUUUUAAUAUGGUUUUCAUAUAUCAGUAAUCGCACACCAUCAUACUUUAAACAGUAUGCACUGUGUCAGCUAUUUCACAGUUUAAAGUGGUGAUGAGGCAAGAUAAGUGAAGAUAAGGUUGUUGUUGGUUGGUUGGUUAGCAUGACAACACAUUGUUUCUCCUGUUUUUAGCAACUGUUGUGUACUUCCUUUUUUAUGAUUUAUGUCACUUAUAGUCAUUGCUACAAUGAAAAUACCUUUUUGUGCUCUUUGUUACAUUUAUUUUUAGCAUACUGUGAUAGCCUGAGAUUGAGGAAUUACUGUAGUGUGAGGAGAAGAGCAGUUAUACUUUGCAGUAAAUGUUUGUGCAGGUUUUGUUUUGUUUUGUUUGUUUGAAUAAAUGGAAGCAAAUGCUCAUAAGUUUUUUCAGACCUGCCGUUAAACAUGUUUUGGGUUUGGGGGAUCCAAAAUUGAUUCCCAGGGGGACUGCGGUAGUAAAAUGUAGUCACAUGAGUAUGGAAAAUAUGAAUUUGCAACAUCCUGUAGUGGCAUCUGUGUUAAACCUGUUUCCUGUGCAGUUUGCUUCCUGUACAUUUUUAUUGAGCAUUCUUCUGUUAAUAAAACUAUUGAAUUUUUAAAGAACAAAAAAAAAAAACUGCCUCUUGUCUUUCCUGAGAAGAUUUCUCAACAUCCGGAUGAGCCUGCUCUUUAAAAUUAGGCGCAACAAACAACACAGUAACUGAGUUUAUGUUGUUGGUCCUCACUUGAAAGUUUAUUUCUCUUUCAGUAUAAUUUUAACCUCAUCAGCACCGUUUUCAGAAAU
Molecule: messenger RNA, 4025 nt
Organism: Haplochromis burtoni (Burton's mouthbrooder)
Lineage: Eukaryota; Metazoa; Chordata; Actinopteri; Cichliformes; Cichlidae
Product: sialic acid-binding Ig-like lectin 10
Exons: 5
Coding region: 595-1608 (337 amino acids)
Source: RefSeq, a predicted model, not a curated record